AACAAAUAGAGGAUGAAAUUGUGUUAAAGAAUGGUGAUGAUGCACCGGAAUGGUGCGAAGAAGAAGGUGAGCGUGAAUCCGAGGAUGGGAGGGGAGGAAGGUGAGUCAAGAAAGGGAGGGAGGAAGCAAAAAGGGGGCCAAGUACACUAUCUUUUUCUUUUUUUCCUGUCCCGUACCCGCCUCACUCAAACUCAACCUCGUCCUCAUCCUCGCAGCUUCUACUUUGGUCCGUCUUCCACCUCCUGCAAGCGCAGCCGCUUUUCUAUUUCUUUUUUUUUUUUGGUUUUGUUUUGUUUUUGGUUUAAGAACCAUGGAGAGCGCCGCAGGCAACCUCUCGGACGCGGAUUACGGGCUCCAAAUGGCCGCCUUGUAUAACAACAGCGGCGGCUUGUGCCGAGGCAACGUGAGCUCCAACGGCAGCGGGUGCGAGGGGGAGCGCGCACCGAGCGGCGAGCAGGACUACGGCGACGCCAACCCGGUCAUCAUCGCCAUCGUCAUCACGGCGGUCUACUCCAUCGUGUGCGUGGUGGGGCUUGUGGGCAACGUGCUCGUCAUGUACAUCAUCGUCAGGUACACCAAAAUGAAGACGGCCACCAACAUCUACAUCUUCAACUUGGCCCUGGCCGACGCCCUGGUCACCAGCACGCUGCCCUUCCAGAGCGUCAACUACCUGAUGGGCACGUGGCCCUUCGGCGACAUCCUGUGCAAGAUGGUGAUGUCCAUCGACUACUACAACAUGUUCACGUCCAUCUUCACGCUCACCACCAUGAGCAUCGACCGCUACGUGGCCGUGUGCCACCCGGUCAAGGCUCUGGACUUCAGGACGCCGCGCAACGCCAAGAUCGUCAACGUGUGCAACUGGAUCCUGUCGUCUGCCAUCGGCCUGCCUGUCAUGUUCAUGGCCUCCACCGUUGUCACUCCCUCCAGCAUUGUGGACUGCAAGCUGAUCUUCCCCCACCCCUCCUGGUACUGGGACAUCCUGCUGAAGAUCUGCGUGUUCAUCUUUGCCUUCAUCAUGCCCGUGCUCAUCAUCACCGUGUGCUACGGCCUGAUGGUCCUGCGCCUCAAAAGCGUGCGAAUGCUGUCGGGCUCGCAGGAGAAGGACAGGAACCUGCGUCGUAUCACGCGCAUGGUGCUGGUGGUGGUGGCCGUCUUCAUCGUGUGCUGGACGCCCAUCCACAUCUUUGUCAUCAUCAUCGCCCUGAUCAACAUCUCCAGCUCCACCCUGCAGACCAUCACUUGGCACUUCUGCAUCGCCCUGGGCUACACAAACAGCAGUCUAAACCCGGUGCUUUAUGGCUAUCUGGACGAGAACUUCAAGCGUUGUUUCCGCGAGUUUUGCUCAUCCGGCCCCUCGCUCCUGGAAAUGCAGAACUCCGCCCGAGUGGGCACGACGGGACGUAGGGCGCCGCAGCGCGAGCCCAACAGCGCGAAGAUGGGAGACAGGUCCAAUCAGCAGGUAUGACUAGCCGUGGAGGAGUCGUCCGUUUACUUGCACUGUCAAGGCGGCAGCGCCAACGACGAUCUCAACUCGGAAGUCACACAAGUCACCACAGGGCUCUAAUUACUCAAACACACACACGCUCACUAAUUUGCCCACAUUUACACACACUGAUUGUGAUGAAAAAUGUUGCAAGUCGGCAAACGGCACAGGACAAAUCGGAAACUGAAGUGUGGGGGCAACACGGACAAACCCCGAUUGUAAAUAAGAUGCUGACUAUUAUUAUUAUUAUGUUUUUUUACUUCAUUUAUUUUAUUUGUUUUUAUUUUUUUUACCUGUGCUCUUCAUCAUCGUCAUCCCCACAGACUUCAUUAGGUACACCUGCACAUUCUAAUGAGAUUCAAUACAAGAGCUUGAACCAAAGUUCUGCCUUUGUCAUAAACUGCAGACCUCCGCCAAGGCCAGGACCCCAAACAUGUCCGUACAAGGCAAUACUGUUUCACUCUGAUCCUCAAAGCUAACAUCUCAAAGGAGAAAGUUGAGGUUGUCUCAGUAACUGGCUGAAAUAGGAGGAAAAAAAUAGCUUUGUAUGUCUACCCCCCUCACACCGAGCUGAGCUUUGGCGCAAGAACCAAAUAAAAAAUAAAAAACAAGUCAAGACCCACAUUAGACACAACCAUGAACUACUGUAUGUCACGACGCAAAUCAAAAGCCAAGUCAAAAACUUUGUCGAGAACCAGUCGAACACUGAGUUACGAACCUUGCCAAGAACCACAUCAAGAACCAUGUCAAGAAUUGGAUUCAUAAGUAAGCAAGAACCACAUUAAGGACCAAGUCAUGAAUCAGUAAAAACCAAAUCAACAACCAAGUCUAUAAUCUGUCAAAAACCACAGCAUGAACCAAGUCUCCGACUAAGUCAACAACUCAAGAACAAAUAUCAUUCAUGAACUAAAUCAGGCAGCACGGUGAGCGACUGGUUAGAGCGUCAGCCUCACAGUUCUGAGGAUCCGGGUUCAAUCACCGGCCCCGCCUGUGUGGAGUUUGCAUGUUCUCCCCGUGCCUGCGUGGGUUUUCUCCGGGCACUCCGGUUUCCUCCCACAUCCCAAAAACAUGCAUGAAUUGGAGACUCUAAAUUGCCCGUAGGUGUGUGAAUGUGAGUGCGAAUAGUUGUUUGUUUGUAUGUGCCCUGCGAUUGGCUGGCAACCAGUUCGGGCUGUACCCCGCCUCCUGCCCGAUGAUAGCUGGGAUAGGCUCCAGCACGCCCGCGACCCUAGUGAGGAGAAGCGGUUCAGAAAAUGGAUGGAUGGAUGAACCAAAUCAAGAAUCAGUCAAGAACUACGUCAACUAGCAAGUCAGGUUGGUUCUCAGUCAAGCACCACAUCAAGAACCAAGUCAACAACCACGUCAAUAAUCAGUCAAACAACAAGUCAAGAAUCAGUCAAGAACCAAUUGAACAACCAAGUCAAUCAUCAGCCAAGGACCAAGACAACAACAAAGUCAAGAAUCAAUCAAUAACCAGGUCAAGAACUCAACAACAAAGUCAGUCAUCUGUCAAGAACAAUGUCAAAAAACAAGGCAAGAAUCAGUCAAGAACCACAUCAACAAACAAGUCAAGAACUAAAUCAAGUGCCGUAUCAAGAACCAAGUCAAAAACAAUAUAAAGAACCAUGCCAAGAACCACAUCAAAACCAGCCAAGAACCAAGCCAAGAAUCGGGUCAAAAAACACAUAAAGAACCAAGUCAAGAACCUGUCAAGAACCACAUCAAAAAAAUUAAGAACCAAUUAAUGAACAGGAUCAACAACCACAUCAAAAAACAGUAAAAAGGCACAUCAAGAGCCACACUAAACGAAAACUAAGUCUAUAAGUUUCCUCCCCCCCCCCUACUAGUGGUGCUUUUGGCCUACUAGUACUACGACCUUAAGCUGGAUAUCAAGGAUGUCGAACAAAUGCUCAAACAGCUUUCCAUACUACCCACUGGGCAAGUAAUAAAUAUUCUUGAUAUUUGACUUAGGGUCCAUGUACUAGUACACUUUUGUACUCACUAGUAAGACAACACUGGCAUGCUAGUAGGACAACCGCGUGUUCCUCGUGAGUAAUUGACAACUGCAUGCUACUUGUACUACAAGUGACAUAAUAAAAUUCUACUAGUGAACAUCUGGUGCUUCAGUAGGUACUCGUGCACAUUUUUAUCCUACAAGUAACAUGUAGUUGUCCUACAACUAGUAGGGUUGCACGGUAUACUUGUACUAGAAAAGUAUCGCAAUAUCUCAGCGUCAGAAAUGCAACCAUACCACAUGUUUUUAGUUCCUGUAUUUUUUUUUUUUAAAGUGACUAUUCUGUGCCAACUGAACAUGCUGUGCACGGUACAGCAGAUAGCAAACAAUUCUUCAAAUAAGAGGACAAAAACGCUUACUUCAAACUGUUUAUUUGUCACUACCAGUUGUAAUGUAUUGUAAAUCCGAAUCAUAAAGCAACGAGAAUCAAACAACAAACGUCCGCUAGCCUAAUGCUAACAGAUCGCUAUAGACGGGCUAAAGGAAAUUAGCAUCAAUGUUACACUAACUGUGCUAACUCAGUGUCUAAACAGCAAUGUAUAAGCUAUGAAUUUUACUCAAGUAAUAUCCUACGAUGAGACUUUAACUUCUACCUAAGUAAUUUUAUGUCAAAAUCCUUGUACUUUUACUAAAGUAUCACUUUCAGGUACUUAAUACAAAGGUAACCUUUCGUAUUAAUCAGUACCUAUGAAGUAGCGCUCAACUUCAAAAGAUUGGUUGCCCCUGGGCGAUACGUACUCCAGUAUAACUGGCCGUAAAAAUAAUAAAUGACGUAUGGCAAGACUAUUAACCUGCUCGCUACUGCAAUACAUUUAAAUACAAGUAGACUUCCCAAUGAUGACUCAGUACCUCGACUAAGCAUUGUUUCUAUUUUUCCACUGAGGCUUUUAUUAACUGUCCAAACAAUAAGUCAGAGAGGGGGAAAAAAAGAGAAAUGUGUGCUGGCUUUCACACGUCUACGUUUUGUAACAAAAAUCGUUCUUCUUUGAAACCAGUUACAAAUCUUGAAUCGAAUGAUUUUAUUUUUGCUUCCGAUUUUUAUUUAAUAUCACCCACUGCCUGAUAUUAUUUUUAAUUAAUAGAAAUACAUUGUUGUCCUGAGAUACAAGUGACCUGACUUAUGAGUAUGCUGGGAUAACAGCGGUCUUCAGAGAAUGACAUGUUGUGUAUUUAAAACAAUCAUAUAGCUUAGCUUAAUGCUAACACAUAAUGGCAAACAUCAUAGGUGGGCUCAAGCAACGGAUAUUUGAACACAAACGGUGAAGCACCACAUGUAGACUAAAACUAUAACAAUACUCACAGGGAUAUAUUCUUCGUCCUCUGUAAAGAACGACUAAUAUUACUGCAGUGCACUAAGCGAUUCUGACCAUCUCCUUUAUGUAUAUUUCUAUGUCUGUAUUAUACUGCUCCCUAAUGGUCAAGGCGCGUACACCUGACAAAGUAGAACAAUGUGUAGCAAAAACCUUAAUUUCUUUAAAGUGCAAUAUUUGAAAAAAAGUGCUAUUUUUCUUAUUAAAAAACAAACAUUUUGUUGUUCGGGGGAAUAAAAGAUGGAACAGAUUAAUGACAUUUCCAUUCCUUUCAAUGGGGAAAGAUGAUUUGAGCACUACCUACAGUACUAGUAUGCCAAAGUUGGACUAAUAAUGAGGACAAAGAGCCUACUUGUAGAGUACAGUACAUGGAUAUCAAGCUUAUCGAAUAAAAACUGAAAAUGGAUUUCCAUUGUGCUGAUGUACCUAAUGUUAUGUCCCUGGCAUGCUUUUUUUGUGUCCAUUUCCUACUAAUUAAAUUGUAUUUGUUUUUUUAAUAUUAUCAAAGCUUACACACACACACACAUACACAGUACACACACAUACACAUGCACUCACACAAACUGUUACGUUUCCAACCUGUGCCUGGACUUCGACGACAGACCAGCUCUGCACAUCGUCUUCUGUGUUCGAUUGGAUGGACUUAGAAGGGGAAACUGCCAUCUCUGUUUAUGACGCGGGAAUCCCGCCGGCGCAUUAGCGCGUGCGUGUUUGCACACUUUUAACGACACGGUCGUGUGUGCAUGGUGGACGGUCGCCAUGACAGAGGCUCACUUGAUGUAUUUUAAACAAAGGAUUAUGGCGUAUGUGCGUUGUACUUUACUGAUGGUGCUUUGCCGUCUGUGGUGUCUGUCGUUUAUUUCUCACUGCCUGGCCAUCAUGAAAACAUGUGGAUGGAGUUUCCUUAUGGAAGCAUAUUUGGUAACCAAGGCAAACUUGAUGGAUUCUUAAAAGGUCUUUAAAAAGUCAAAAAUGAAGACCUAUGCUUUAAAACUUGAUUUGAAACCCUCUGACCUCUGGCUAACCCUGGCUCAAAACCUUCAUUUACAACCCUAACCCUUGUUUGAAACCUCAAUUUGAAACCCUAACCAUUGUUUGAAGUCCUAAUCCUAAAAAGCCUGAACCGAGGUUUAAAACCCUAAUUUGAGACCCUAUAAACCUGGAUUAAAACUCCAAUUUCAAACUCCAACCUAUGCUUGAAACCCUAAUUUGAAGCCAUAAUCCUGACUGGAACUCAGACUGGAAGCCUUAAUUAGAAAAACUACCCUCGGUCUUGGAACUCUAACCCCAGUAUAAAACCCUAAUUUGAAACUAUACCCUGCACUUGAAACGCUAACCUUAGCUUCAAACCCUAAUUUGAAACCUCAAUCAUUGUUAGAAGCUCCGACCCCAAAGAUUAAUAAUUACAAUGAAAAAAGCACAUUAUACAUUAUGUGGAUAGAUCAAUAUAUUUUGAAUGAUUUUUAUUUAUUAUCAUUACUUGUUUUUAGAGUUUGCCUCUUCGCCGCCAUCACGAUAAAAAGUCGCUAAAGGAUGAUAAUGGUGAGCAAUCUUCUUUCCGUGAUGAGGCAUUUCCUAGAAAAACAUCUCAAGUGACGGAGAGGGUCAAGCACUUCAAAGGAAGAAAAAUGAGGCAGUGUUGAAUGUUGAGCAACUAGUAUAAACUGUGUUUUGUAGCCUUGAGAAAAGCAAUUCAGUUUGCUGUGGGGGCAUUAAAGGAAAAAAAAAAAGA
Molecule: messenger RNA, 6539 nt
Organism: Phyllopteryx taeniolatus (common seadragon)
Lineage: Eukaryota; Metazoa; Chordata; Actinopteri; Syngnathiformes; Syngnathidae
Gene: oprm1
Product: opioid receptor, mu 1
Exons: 6
Coding region: 311-1465 (384 amino acids)
Biological process (GO): G protein-coupled opioid receptor signaling pathway; sensory perception of pain; neuropeptide signaling pathway
Cellular component (GO): membrane; neuron projection
Molecular function (GO): morphine receptor activity; G-protein alpha-subunit binding; neuropeptide binding
Source: RefSeq, a predicted model, not a curated record